Molecule: messenger RNA, 1047 nt
Organism: Penicillium lagena
Lineage: Eukaryota; Fungi; Ascomycota; Eurotiomycetes; Eurotiales; Aspergillaceae
Product: zinc-binding alcohol dehydrogenase family protein
Exons: 1
Coding region: 1-1047 (348 amino acids)
Molecular function (GO): oxidoreductase activity, acting on NAD(P)H
Source: RefSeq, a predicted model, not a curated record
AUGCCCAACCAGAUUGCCCUCCUCGUUACAGAAAUCGGCAAGCCAUUGAUCAAGGCUUCGCGUCCUAUCCCAGAACCGAAUGAUGGAGAGGUCCUCAUCAGGGUCAAAGUUGCCGGCCUAAAUCCACACGACGCGAACUGUCGCGACGAAGGUCUUUUCAUCAAGGAUAUUCUUCCAGCGGUCCUGGCCGCGGAUGUUGCCGGCAUCGUGACACACCUAGGCCCCAAUGUCACCCGAUUUAGAAUAGGGGAUCAUAUCUUCGGACAGACUUCGCUGCCUAAUUUCAACACUGCUGGUCUUCAAGAAUUCGCCAUUCUUGAUACCAGAUUUUCAGCUGGGGUUCCUUUGGGCUUCACUGAUGCUCAGCUAGCGUCUCUACCAACUAACUUGGUGACAGCCGCAGUUGCAUUGUUUGAUUCCAGCUGUCUCGGUAUCCCCGCGCCGUGGGAUUCAAGUGCGGCUAGUUUUGACUACAAUUCAACUUCCCUUCUGAUUGUUGGCGGUGGUUCGAACACAGGAAAGUUCGGUAUUCAGCUCGCUGCUUUGGCGGGCAUUGCAAAUAUUAUCGUCGUUGCUGGAUUGAACGGUGCAGCGGAUUUGAAAGCUCUAGGAGCAACCCAUAUCAUUGACAGAACCAAGUCGUCGGCUGAAAUUGUCACGGAGGUGCGAGAGGUCACCGGGGACCAGUUGGUUUACGCUUUUGACACAAUCAAUCCACCUGAGAGCCAAUUUCUUGGCGUUGAGGCGUUGUCGAAUUCCAAGACUGGCAAGCUUGCUCGCUCACUAACUAUGGGGCCGAUCGACGAGAACAAGCUCUCUUUCAAGAAGUCGGCUGGCUUCGAGACGUGUGAUGUGCUUGGUGUUUCGAAUGUCAAAAUGGAUACCUCGGUUCCGCUUUGGGAACGAGUCGCCGGCCUAGUUAAAGAAGGGAAAAUUAAACCUCUUGGAUUUCACAUAGUUAAAGGAUUGGAUGAGGAUUUGGUGAAUAAGACGCUGGACGGGUACACGAACAAGACUUUGAGUGGCCAAUGGCAGGUUCAUCUUUGA